This is a messenger RNA of Gossypium raimondii (Peruvian cotton), 4223 nucleotides long. Its product is annotated as C2 and GRAM domain-containing protein At1g03370. Lineage: Eukaryota; Viridiplantae; Streptophyta; Magnoliopsida; Malvales; Malvaceae. Bases 613 to 3684 code for a protein of 1023 amino acids. The transcript has 9 exons. The record is from RefSeq and is a predicted model, not a curated record.
CUAUUUACUCUACUCCCCUCCUACCUUCUAAAAAUCAAGCAUCACCUCUCUCUCUCUUCUUUUCCCUUUUCAACUUUGUUAGCUGCAAAUCCUGCGAAAUUAAUUUUUUCCCCAAAUUUUGGAUACUUUACAUAUUAUAUAAUAUAUAAAAACAAAAACAAAAAACUGUGUAAUUUGUUUUUCUUGUAAAAUUAUUUGUCUGGGUGAGUUCGGGAGGUGUAUUGUAUUUGUAUUUAUACAAUUAUACCCAACUAAAGAAUAGGCUGCAGUAUUUGUUCUUUAUCUUUGGUAAAUAGUUGAGUUUGAUUGAUUUUGCUUCUUCUUUUUUAGGAAAAAAAAAAGAUUUUUGCUUGGGAAGUUUGUGUUUAUAUUUCUGUGUUUCUCCUAGAAAUUUAAGAAAUAGAUAUAUAUACUUGGAAUGGAAGGAAAGAAAUACUACUGAACUUUUUUUUUCCCUUGAGGUCUUCUUGAUUAUAGCAUUGAAAAAGACAAUAUUGACUGCGUGUCGGUGGGUGGGUUCUGCAUAAAAUUGAACAUUAUCAAUCAAGGCCAAAAUUUGGACCCUUUUUAUUAGGUUAAGAUUGGAUUGAGGGAAUCUAGAGAAAAAGAAAAAUGAAGCUCAUUGUGGGCGUAAUUGAAGCAAGGAACAUACCAGCCAUGGAUGUAAACGGCUUCAGUGAUCCCUACGUCAAGCUUCAGCUUGGGAAACAGAGGCACAAAACCAAAGUGGUGAAGAAGACGUUGAACCCAAGUUGGGGAGAGGAAUUUAGUUUCAAGGUCGAGGAUUUGAAUGAGGAGCUUCUUAUCACCGUCUUGGAUGAGGAUAAGUAUUUCAAUGAUGACUUUGUGGGUCAGCUUAAAGUCUCCGUUUCCCAGGUUUUCGAUGCUCAUAAUAAAUCUCUUGGCACUGUUUGGUAUUCCCUUCACCCUAGGAAUAAGAAGUUGAAGAACAAGGAGUGUGGUGAAAUACUUCUAAAUAUCUAUUUUUCCCAAAACAAUUCAUACUUGGACUCGACUUAUAAUGGUGAUCAUGCAUCAGCAUUGAGGAAGCAUGAAGACAUGGAUGUUAAGGAUAUUUCUAGGUCUUUUAGUGGUUCAUCAAGCUCCUCUUCUCCGCCGAGACUAGAUGAUAAUGUGUCUUCCAAGGAAGAGAAAUCAAGUGCACAAAAAUCCCUAGCAGGUCGAAUCACUCAAAUGUUUAAUAGAAAUUUUGACAUUGGUCCUACUACAUCCACUAGGGGCAAUGAUUUGAUGGAGAUACCUGAAAUUUCAAGAGCUGAUGUUUUUGAUAACAAGUCUGAUGAUCAGUCAUCGUCUUUUGAGGAAGCGAUGGAAGCAUUGUGUUCCCGAGAUCAGGGAAGUGAAAUUCCGAGUAACUUACCUGGAGGAGUGCUUCUAGAUCAAUUAUAUGUGAUUGCGCCAAAAGAACUAAACUUUCUACUUUUUUCACCUGAUUCAAGUUUUCCUAGGUCAUUAGCAGAGGUGCAGGGAUCUACAGACCCACAAAUUGGGCCUUGGAAAUUUGAGAAUGGUGGUGAGAGUUUGAAAAGAAUUUAUUCUUACGUCAGGGCUCCAACCAAAUUAAUUAAGGCUGUGAAAGCCACUGAGGAGCAAACAUAUAUAAAAGCUGAUGGGAAGACUUUUGCCGUUUUAGCGUCUGUGAGCACUCCGGAUGUUAUGUAUGGGAGCACUUUCAAAGUCGAAGUGCUGUACUGCAUUAGUCCUGGACCUGAGCUCCCAUCUGGAAAAGAAUCUUCCCAUUUGGUGAUUUCAUGGCGGAUGAACUUCUUGCAGAGCACACUGAUGAAAAGUAUGAUAGAAAAUGGAGCCCGGCAGGGUCUGAAGGAAAGCUUUGAGCAAUUCACUACUCUACUAGAGCAGACUAUUAAGCCAGUUGAUUCAAAGGAUUUUGGGUUGAACAAAGAACAGAUUUUGGGAUCAUUGCAGGCUGAACCCCAGUCAGAUUGGAAGUUGGCAGUCCAGUACUUUGCUAAUUUUACUAUGGUUUCUACAGUUUUUAUGAGCUUAUAUGUAAUAGUCCAUAUCUGCCUAGCUGCACCCAGUACAAUUCAAGGACUAGAGUUUUUAGGGCUUGAUUUGCCUGAUUCAAUUGGUGAAUUUAUUGUGUGUGGUAUUUUGGUUCUUCAAGGUGAAAGGGUGUUGCAGUUAAUCUCCCGCUUCAUGCGUGCCAGAGUGCAGAAAGGGAGUGAUCAUGGAGUGAAAGCACAAGGGGAUGGAUGGUUACUAACAGUUGCCUUGAUUGAGGGAAGUAAUUUAGCUGCUGUAGAUUCAAGUGGUUACUGUGAUCCAUAUGUUGUGUUCACUUGCAACGGGAAAACUAGAACCAGCUCAAUCAAGUACCAGAAAUCUGCUCCCCAGUGGAAUGAAAUAUUUGAAUUUGAUGCAAUGAAAGAGCCUCCUUCCGUACUGGAUUUAGAAGUUUUUGAUUUUGAUGGGCCUUUUGAUGAAGCUACAUCUUUGGGACAUGCUGAGGUUAAUUUUGUAAGAUCUAAUAUAUCAGAUCUAGCUGAUGUGUGGGUUCCUCUGCACGGUAAGUUGGCUCAGGCAUGCCAGUCUAAGCUGCACUUGAGAAUUUUUGUGGAAAAUACAAGAGGUGGAAAUGUGGUUACAGAGUACUUAAGAAAGAUGGAGAAAGAAGUGGGGAAGAAGAUAAAUGUGAGGUCCCCUCAAACGAAUUCAGCCUUUCAAAAACUCUUUGGGCUUCCACCAGAGGAAUUUCUCAUAAAUGACUUUACCUGUCACUUGAAACGGAAAAUGCCUCUGCAGGGUCGCCUGUUUUUAUCACCAAGAAUAAUUGGGUUUCAUGCCAAUUUAUUUGGCCACAAGACAAAAUUCUUCUUCCUUUGGGAAGACAUUGAAGAUAUUCAAGUUCUUCCACCUACUUUGGCAUCAAUGGGCAGUCCAGUUAUUGUUGUGACUCUCCGUCCAGGAAGAGGGAUGGAUGCUAGACAUGGUGCAAAGACUCGAGAUGAGGAAGGCAGGCUGAAGUUCCAUUAUCAGUCUUUUGUAUCUUUCAAUGUAGCUUAUCGAACAAUCAUGGCUCUGUGGAAAGCCAGAGCCUUGAGCCCAGAACAGAAAGUGCAAAUAGUUGAAGAAGAGUCCGAGGCAAAAAGCCUCCAAAGUGACGAGAGUGGAUCUUUCUUAGGCCUUGAGGAUGUCAGUAUGUCUGAGGUUUAUUCCUGUGCUCUUCCUGUUCCCACUGGUUUCUGCAUGGAGUUAUUUAGUGGUGGUGAAUUGGAGUAUAAAGCUAUGAAGAAAGCUGGCGGUCUUGACUAUUCUUGCACUCCAUGGGAACCAGAAAAUGUUGAUGCAUACGAGAGGCAAAUAUGUUACAAAUUCGAUAAGCGUGUAUCCCGCUAUAGAGGAGAGAUGACUAGUACUCAGCAGAAAUCCCAACUUCCCAAUAAGAAUGGUUGGCAUAUUGAAGAAGUUAUGACUCUCCAAGGUGUUCCACUCGGGGACUAUUUCAAUAUUCACCUUAGAUACCAAAUCGAGGACUUGCACUCAAAAGCAGAGGGAUGUCAGGUGCGAGUAUUUUUUGGAAUUGCAUGGUUGAAAAGCACAUGGCAUCAAAAAAGGAUAACCAAAAACAUCAUUUCAAAUCUACAACAACGCUUGAAGGUGAUUUUUGGUGUCGUUGAGAAGGAAUUUAGUAGAAGAUAGUGCACGACUGGCAUUGCUGAUAUAUGAACCAGAUUGGCAGAUGAACGUAAAUCAUCUUCGGAAAGUUAUCACAUUCUUUGGUUGGUAUUCUUUAGUGCUUUUUUAUGUUUAUGGAAUUGAGAUCUAUCCACAUUCCCAUAUAGCUGUGAGCUGCACACGAGUAUCUCACUCAAAAGUAAAAUUCCAAACUUUUGCUUGAAACCGAACCUGAAAAUUGUUGGCUGGCAAGCAGAUUACACGGCUUUAACUUGUUUUUCAAAUGUAGCUGAAUUUGAUGCUUGUAGGGACCGAAGCCCCUCAUUGAAGCAGGCUGCCAAAGUUACAGUCGUUGGGAAAUAUAGGCGUUUUGUGGCUGCUUUAACCAUGUUGGGCCGAAGAUAUGAUCUUUGUUGUUCGUUUGAUUAUUUACUAUCGUUGUAUUCUUGAAAAUUAGAAUAGAGUUGCGAAGUGCAACUGUUGUUUCUUGACUAACUGCUGUGAUCAUAAUUUAAAUGCAAAAAGAAAAAAAGGAAGAAUAAAUGAAAUUUUUACACUGUAAA